AGAGCGGGCGAGAGAGGAGAGAGCGGCUUUUGCGUGCGGAGAUGCCGAGAGGAUCCGCGCAGCAGCACGGGCAGCGUUUACUACUACCGUAGUGGAGUAGCGUGCGCGCGCGUUGUGGCCGACGAGUCGGCGGGCCCGACGUGGCCGCCCGUUGCGUAUUUCCUUGCGUGAUUUCUGUCAGAAGUCGUGCGUCGCGAGCCAAAGGUAUGACGGGCCUCACUCGAUCGUUGUAAAUCGGCCAGCCGCCACCGUCGUUGCAUCGAGUGCGUGCGUGCGUGCUGUCCAACUUCGCAGAAAGUUCGGCGGCUCGUCACACGACAUGGCGGGCUUUCGUGACAGAGACAGAGCCCUGUUUCCCAUCCGCAGCAUCUCCGCGAUCGUGCAGAUCUUCAAGAAUCAGCUGGAGAACAGCGCCGAGCCGGAUCUCGCGCUGCUUUCGAUCCUCGUCGGCGCCGUGGAGAACUCCCUCACGUGCAAUCGCAUCUUCACGUCGCAGGAGAACGUCUACGACGAGCCGAAGCUGCCGGCGGUCGAGUAUCACAUCGCCGAGGCGCUGUACACCAAGUUUCACGCGGUGAUCAAGGGCGCCGUCGAUCUCACUGUGUACGACACCAAGUACGCCACCAGGGAGCUCGUCAAGAAGGUGUCGGACGUGAUAUGGAACUCGCUCACCAGGAGUUAUUACAAGGACCGGGCGCAUCUGCAGAGCCUCUACAGUUACCUGACCGCCAAUAAGCUGGACUGCUACGGAGUCGCCUUUGCCGUGGUGGCCGGCUGCCAGGUGCUGGGAUUCAAGGAUGUACAUCUUGCCAUGUCGGAGGAUCACGCGUGGGUUGUAUACGGAGAGGACGGAACGGAGACAACGGAGGUCACAUGGCACGGUAAAGGGAACGAAGACAAACGUGGACAACCUGUGGAGCCUGGUGUGGCAUCUCGAUCAUGGUUGUACGUAAACGGCCAGGCUAUGGUGUGCACUCGCGCUUUAGAAGUGGCUACCAUAGUGUCGGCUAUAAAUCCUAGUCUGAAUGCGACCACCGACGCCGCCGAAGUGGCUUUGCUGCAGCAGGAACUGCUGUGGCUGUUGUACGACUUGGGCCACCUCGCACGGUAUCCCAUGGCUCUCGGCAAUUUGGCUGAAUUGGAGGAGGCCGCUCCUACGCCGGGAAGACCGCCGCCAAUAGAUCUCUUCCAGGAGGCUGUAAGAUCGGCGAGGAAAUACUACGGCAAUGCGCAUGUCUACCCUUACACUUAUCAAGGAGGAUAUCUGUAUCGCCAUGGCUCGCAUGUGAACGCAUUUGCAUCGUGGGCCGAUGCCGCCGAUGUAUUGCGGAAAUACGAUUACUCGCGGGACGACGGGGAGAUAUACAAGGAAUUGCUGGAGAUCGCCAACGAGCUGAUACCGCACGCGGUGCGCGUCGACGAGCGCCUAUUGCGACAGCCACGGAGCUUCGCGUACCUGUUGAGAUUCUACGACGGUAUCUGCCAGUGGGAGGAGGGCGCCAACACCCCUGUGCUGCACAUCGGCUGGGCCCGGCCGCUGGUGGGCACGAUCUCCAAGUUCGACGCCAGCAUACGCGCGCAGGUCGUCAUCGAGUGCUACACGGACGCGAAGCAGAAGGAGGAGACGGCGCAGAAGAGAGAGACGAGUCCCGAGGAAACGCUGAACAACAACAACAACAAUUACUGCAAGACCAAGGAGAGGGGCAACGCGGCGCGGGAUCUGAUCAAGAGUCUGGAGUCGAAGGUGCCCUCGAAUUCCGCGUCGACGCAUCCCAGCAUUCAAGCCCUCACGGCGGCCUGCAGCGAGAAGAUACUUAACAGAGAUUACCUGCUGCAGGGCGGCGGCGAGCCGUUCGUCGCGCCGCCGGACGACUCCCUACCGCCGGCGCCCUCCACCUCCAAGGUCGAGAGCGUCGAGCCCGAGAGCGUGGAGACCGAGUCCGAGAGCGAGAGACCGAGGAUAAUACUGUACAGUCAGAAGAUGAAGGGCCUGAAGGAUCUGCUGCUGGCGGAGAAGCUCAACACCCAUGCGAUCUCGCUGCAGCUGACGGCGCAGAGCCAGGUGCAGAUCGGCAAGAAGACGCGCGGCGGCGACGACGUGGGGGUCAGUCAGCGUCCGAAGAGGACGCGCCGGGAAUAGUAUAAGAUCCUCGACCGACGUUUCGGUAUAGUGAAGUAUUGAAAAGUGCCACCGCUUCGGAGGGAUUCGCUCUCCCCGCCGGGAUCGGCGCCGGCACGUUCCGGCGCGGUUCGCGCGCAAAAGCAGCAGUCAUUUUAAGGUAUACACCGACCUCCUCGCUCUCCGGCGUUUUCCCCGGGGCGCGGUCGUGAAUGAAUUUGCGUGCCGUUUGAUUUUCGAAUGAAAAAAAAAGCCCUCCACGGUGCUCCUCCCGUUUUGCAACGACGCGCCGCGGGUCCUUGCGAGACAACGUUCUUACGUUACCGUCGGGGGAUACAUCGCCGUUAGAUCUAGAGUAUAAAGUAGGUGUGGAGAGAGAGAGAGAGAGAGAGAGAGAGAGAGAGAGAGAGAGAGAGAGAGAGAGAGAGAGAGAA
Molecule: messenger RNA, 2553 nt
Organism: Linepithema humile (Argentine ant)
Lineage: Eukaryota; Metazoa; Arthropoda; Insecta; Hymenoptera; Formicidae
Gene: Mnn1
Product: menin 1
Biological process (GO): regulation of transcription by RNA polymerase II; negative regulation of cell population proliferation; negative regulation of cell cycle
Cellular component (GO): histone methyltransferase complex; chromatin; nucleus
Molecular function (GO): transcription cis-regulatory region binding; chromatin binding; Y-form DNA binding
Source: RefSeq, a predicted model, not a curated record